AUGGUGAACUUCACCGCCUGCAAAAUCGCCUUCGAAACCAACGCCACAAACCUAGAACUCUACAGCUACACCGGCCUCACCCCCAACCUCCCCCUCGGCCCCGGCAGGUCAUACCUCAUCAGCGAGCACGGAUGCCGCACCCUCUGCGGAACAGGCGCGGAGAUUUACCCAUGGGCGACGGCGGCUAACACCAUCACGACAUGGGUCCUCCCGAUCAUUGGCCUCUUGCUGCAGGCACCCUUCGAGAGUAACCAGGUCGCAAAGACAUUCCUGGCGACGUGCCGAUGGAUCGGGGCGCCCAUAGCCUCGUUGUCGUAUAUUUUCUGGAACAUCAAGAUCACGGGCAAGUGCGCGAUCACGGUCGAUAUGGCGGUCGACUACAAUGCCUUCCCGGGGCCGGGAUCGGAGUUUAGUCAGUUACGUGACUCGUUCUAUAUCCUCAGCGUGAUGAACCAGUAUGCGCUGAGCGCUGAGCUGGAUCGUGCGGGCCCGAGUUCGACGGAGCGGUUUCUGCGCGUGGCGCUGUUUGAUAAUGAUUUGGCGUUGGCGAAUCCGAGAAAGGGGAUGGUGCAUAGGAGGGAGAAGUUGGCGUGGUCGUUGAGGAGCGGGAGGAAGAGGGGGGUGGUGCCGAUUUUUAUAUCAACGUUGUGGUUUUUGUUGUCGUUGGCUAUUUCGAUACAUGCAGCCUUCGGCAGCCUCGGAGUCAAUGCCACCGCCCAUAACCUAGCCAUCGGGCUACUACUCGGCUGGCUACCGGUUCUGACCCUCAGCAGCAUCACCGACCGCAGCCCGGGCUCCGCCGACGACGUCCGCCGCAAACUCAACCGCUUCCUCGCCCACAUCCACCAAGGCCUGCAGGCCGACACCACCAACCCACGCUACAAAGGCAUCCAGCUCCCCUCGUCCUCCGACAACCACGACUACUUCACCUCCUUCUGUGGCCAGGCGCGCUCGCGCUGGCACUACGGCAUCGCGCACGCCAUCCUCACCGGCACCGAAGACGCCUUCGCCGCCGCCCACGGCCGCAACUGGACCGCCCACCACAACGCCCGCACCAUCCUCAUCUGCGCGCCCCCCGCAACGCGCCACAACAACAUCUGGUUCGACUUCCGCGAGCUCUGGCAGAUCAUGGGCGCCACCGCGCUCGUCGGCUGCUCCGUCUUCGGCUCCUUCAUCAUCUCGUACUUCACGCCCACCGUCGGCCUCGGCUGCCGCAGCGGCGGCUACCUCAUCUUCUUCAUCAUCACGCUGGCGCACUUCCUCGCCGAGUCGGCCGUGUGGUGGGUCUUCCCGCGGCCGUCGCGCACCCGCGACAGGAUCGGCUGGGCGUUUACGCUGAUGGAGAUGGCGAAUACCGUGUGGCUUAUCUACAUUCUCAGCGCGCAGACGUUCGGGCUGUACCAGACGUGCGCGUGCUGGUCCAGCUCGUGGGGCAGCGGGAGCGGCGGCGGGUAUAUCAAUUUCGGCACGUCGGCGUACUAUAAGGCGCACAUCAUCGCUGUGUAUUGGACCACGGGGACGAUAUUGUCGUCGCUGGCGAUGGGCGCAGGGUUUCUGUAUGUGGUGGCUGAGUGGUGCACGCAGAGCCACAUGUGGACGGAGGACUAUGGGGAUGCGAUGGCGGGCCUGAAGGCUACGAGGAGGUUUAAGAAAUAUACGAGCUGGUUUCGGUGUGUGCCGGAUUGGGUUAUUGUCAAGUUUAAGACUCACAGGCCACGGUGUUUGGGGGAGAAGAAGGGGAGGAGGAGCUUGGUGUGGAGGUGGAAGACGUUGCCGACGUAG
This is a messenger RNA of Morchella sextelata, 1782 nucleotides long. RefSeq lists its product as uncharacterized. Bases 1 to 1782 code for a protein of 593 amino acids. Lineage: Eukaryota; Fungi; Ascomycota; Pezizomycetes; Pezizales; Morchellaceae. The record is from RefSeq and is a predicted model, not a curated record. The transcript has 2 exons.